Messenger RNA from Hemisphaericaspora subhashii, 1911 nucleotides. Its product is annotated as DNA-directed DNA polymerase gamma. NCBI's taxonomy places the organism in Eukaryota, Fungi, Ascomycota, Pichiomycetes, Serinales, Debaryomycetaceae. The transcript has a single exon. The record is from RefSeq and is a predicted model, not a curated record. Gene Ontology annotation, biological process: mitochondrial DNA replication. Bases 1 to 1911 code for a protein of 636 amino acids. Gene Ontology annotation, molecular function: DNA-directed DNA polymerase activity; DNA binding; 3'-5' exonuclease activity. Gene Ontology annotation, cellular component: mitochondrion; gamma DNA polymerase complex.
AUGAUUCGACAUACAUCACUCCUACGAACAUGUUUACCUUUGCAUAAAAGAGUUGUUUCUUUAUCAUCAUCAUCAUUUUUGGCUUUGAGAUAUUUGUCAUUAAAAGAGCAACCAAGAGUUAAGGUAGUAGGAAUACGGCAUCUAUCAGAGAGUUUACAUAAGGAAAGUUUUCCAACUACGGGCAUUCAUGAUUAUAGAAAACAAGACGAUAGUCAUCCGCUAGGAAAGGUAGCCAAAGAACAUGUCCAAGAACGCGACUUACGUGAGAAGAAGACUCAAAUAACGGAACCAUUAACAAUUAAAAGCAGUCCUGGCCUAAUAGGAAAUUCACUAGAUGAGAAUUUUACUAAAUCAGGACAACGAUCCGCGGACCAUUCUGGAUCGAUGGCAACUGUAUUCUUUCAGGAAAACAAUAACAUGCUUCAGCUUUUGCAAAAACGAGCAACACAAUUAGUCGAAUAUAUCAAAAAGAAUGAUCCUUCUCUAGAACCAGAUCAUAUAAACGACCCAUGGUUGAGCCAAUUGGAUUGGACCAUAAAACAACCAAGGAUAAAAAAAGAUGGAACUCCAUAUGCAAAACAAGCAUUUUUAACUGGAUAUCCAGAAUGGUAUCGUGAUUUAUUCCGAGAAAAGAAAACCAUGCAUAUCUCUUUAAGAACGAGAGUGACUCCCUUAUUGCUAGGAUUAAAAUGGGAAGGGUAUCCUUUGGUUUGGCACCAGACUCAAGGUUGGUGUUUCAGAGUUCCAUCUGUACAUCGUAUAGAUAUGCGAAAGAAAGGAUAUACAGUUGUAACGAAGACCGCAGAAUUACAUCAAGCGCUUAACCAAGGGGAAAGAACAUAUCUUUUGUUCAGAAUUCCUCAUCCAGAUGGAGAUACUAGAAGAUGCAUGUUGGUAUUAUCUAAGCUAUUCGGUCGGUUCUUCGACAACGGGGUAUUAGCUUCAGAAUAUGCGCUGGAUAUAAUUCUUAAUAAUGGAACUUCCUAUUUGAUGGGUAACAGAGAUAGAAGUUCUAGUCAAAUUGUGGAUAACCAAGAAGCAAUCGAUGAAUCCUUCGAGAACAAGAUUGAACGCUCAAUUCAUAAAGAUAUGGGAACUAUUUUGCCACAACUGGUCCCAACGGGGACAACUGCAAGAAGGACAACCGAAAAUUCCCGGCUUUCUGUAUCAGCCCCAAAGGAGGAAAAGGAAUCAGUGUUAUCAAAACUCAAAAUGGAAUCUAAGAAAGAGGAAAACGAACAGAAACCAGAUGAAAAGAAAGUCGAGAAACAGAUUGCAAAGGACCAGACACUGGACGGAAAGAAAACGAAGGAAAAGAGUCUGACAGGAAAGAAAUCUAAUACAAGCAAAUCGAAGGUAGAAUGCCAGGCAGGAAAGAAGCCCAAAGCAAACAAUUUAGGGGAACAAGGAAUGGAAGAACGGAAGCAACAGGAAUGGAGACAGGAACACCCGGGUCUGGGGAAGCAUAGACGGGAAGAACAGAUAAAGGAGGAACGGAUACCAGAAGAGUUUGGAAAAAUGACACGGGUAAAACAGAUUCAGGGAAAAAAAUCAGAGAAAUCAAAUCUGACACUAGCACCGUCAAAUGUGAAUAUCCAAACACUCUCCGAGACGAAUCAAAAAGAACCACCAAUUGCCUGGUCCCGAAUUCAUCAUAACAAAGCCAGCGUGCCAGAUGUAUUUCUGGAUAUUCACAAGACUUGUGUUCGAGAGAUCAGCCUGGAAGAUCCAUAUACGCGAAGCUUAAUCCCACCACAAUCAAGCUACAAACCACCGACAAUCAUGGUUCCCCUAGAUUCUGCGAGUGAGACGCUCGAUCGACGACGACAUAACGAUUGGCUGAUUACUAUAAUGAAUAGAAUUUAUGAUACCCCUUUUUUUGUUACAACCUCGAUAUCUUUUACCUGUUAG